AUGUUACAAGAACAAUCUGGAGCGAGACCUAAGAGCCAAAGAUUGGGCCACAGAGUUCAAAAAGAAUCGGCUGAAUCGCACAAAGGUUCCCGCAAAAUGCCAAACUCCGCCUCAGUACUGGCUACUGUGACAAACUUGUAUCCAGGCUUAAAUGACAUCACAGAUUCGUUCGAAGCAUUUCCCCUGGAGUUGAUUCGGUACUUUACCUUAUUGAAGGAGAUUGAUGCUAAAACCGUGCAGUCUGUCCCUCUGCUAAUCACUUACAUCAAACGGUUCUUGCAAAUGUCAAAAACACACCCGAAAAGAGAACAAUUGCUCCACGAGAUACGAGAGUUAAUCAAAGAGCUAAUGCCCUGUCUGGAAGAGAAAAUGCAUGUGGCCACUAUUGCUGCCGACGCUGUUGCAAGACACGUCAAGCGUAUUGAUAGUGACUUUGAACUAAUAGUGGAGAAUGAAAUCCCAGCAGAAAUUAGAAUCGGCUCUAUGGAUCACCAUCCUGCCAUGAUACACGAUACUAAGCCUGCAGACUCUGGCAAGUCUGCACAAUCGCAGAGAUCAGAAUCUCGAAGAGAGGCGCUGGCGGCUCGUAAAGCACAAGCUGGAUCUAAUGGCGGGUCUGGCAUUGACGCCAGUGGACCGGGUGAUAGGGACGAAGAGCUUGGGAAGACUGUUAGAAGGCGUGCAAAUGCAAACUCUACACACUCUGCAAACCACAGCAGUAAUAGCAAUAACAACACAAACAGUAUCAACAAUAAUGUUACGCAUAUGACGAAUAAUAGUAUGACCGCUGUGCCAGCUAGCCAACCAGAUGACAGGAGGCGAGGCGGCCACAAGACCCAGCCGGAAGUUAGAGAAAGCGCAACGAGGAGACGACCGGGCCAAAAUAACGAUUUAUCCACUGAGGUGCCCUCAAAUGCCAAGGAAGACAAUGACGAAGAGCCUGUGUAUUGUUAUUGUCAACAGGUAUCUUAUGGGGAGAUGUUAGGGUGUGAUGGUAUAGAUUGUACCAGAGAAUGGUUCCAUCUUUCAUGCAUUGGUCUAACUCAGCCUCCACGAGGCAAGUGGUACUGUGAUGAAUGCAAAUUGAAGAUAAGAAAGCGAUAG
This is a messenger RNA of Komagataella phaffii GS115, 1104 nucleotides long. RefSeq names its product putative component of the Rpd3 histone deacetylase complex. Gene Ontology annotation, biological process: regulation of DNA-templated transcription. The transcript has a single exon. Lineage: Eukaryota; Fungi; Ascomycota; Pichiomycetes; Pichiales; Pichiaceae. The record is from RefSeq and is a predicted model, not a curated record. The coding region runs from base 1 to 1104 and encodes 367 amino acids. Gene Ontology annotation, cellular component: Rpd3L-Expanded complex; nucleus; Rpd3L complex.